GAUUAGAGGAAACGUCUGUGUUUUAUUUGCGAGUAUAAAUAAACAAUGACAUAUCGUUUUAUUAAAUGACACACGCGCGAUUUUGAUACUACAAUUCAGUGAAUAGUGUAUACCUGAAAUCUCAUUUUAAAACUGUACUGUAACACGUUGAGCUGCUUUUGACAUCAGAAUGACCCGGGCCGAAAAAUGAAACUGUUGGUUUGAUUAGAUAAAGUGGGUGUAUCGGUCAGAAGUGUAUUCAGUUUGCUAACACUGGGAUAAGUUGUAAUUGUUAAAGUAAUUAACCUACAAGAAAUGAUUCCACGCGAACUAUGGACAUAACUCAACACACAAAAGGAACUUUAUGACUAACACAUGGGGACUUCUUGAUUUCGUUACUUCACGUUGAAAAUAAAACUUGGAAUUUAAUUCAUUAGAAUUCAGAUACAGACGUGGAUCUUAGAGUAUUCUCACUGACGGCAACUCCCGGAACUCAGCGUACAAAAACAGAUACCCUACCAUGUCAGGAAUCGGACUGAUCCAAGUUACACUUUUAGUUUGGAUCAUCUAUCAUUCUUGUGCUGAUUCAGAUGUAUUUAGAGGAAAGUUAUGCCGGUCCCGCCUUGGAUAUCAUCCCACCACUGACAGUUUUAGACAACACUCGUAUGCACUGUGUUUUAAUUAUGUGUUUUAUCUAAAAUUCCGUCCAUUUUUGAAUUCCACCGGUCCUACCCCGGUGAUGGAUAUUAUACACGACGGUAGAAGGAUACGUUUUGAGUCCAUGGACUUCCGGAAUGAGUCGGUCAAGUCCGCGGUGUGUUCCUUGUUGUCACAUGAUGAGUGUCACCAAUGGACUUCCUGUUGUGAGUCCGCAGAGCUGUGUUGUCAGAGGCAGCUUUCGGAAUACAAGGGAACUAACUCAAGCUGUGGGCGGAUCUGGGACGGAUGGCUCUGUUGGCAUGAUGCAGCGCCGGGAACUCAGAGUUAUGGGUCUUGUCCACUGUUUAUGCCCUCUUUUACACCAUCUCGAGAAGCAGUGCGCACCUGCCAGGUCAACGGACAAUGGAUACAACGUACGGACUACAGCCCGUGUCUGAAACACGACGAACUGGAGACAACACUUCUGAUCGGACUUGGGUGCAGCGUAGCGAGUCUUGUGGUUCUACUUCCGGCUGUUUAUGUCUUUAUGAAAUUCAAAUCACUGCGAAAACAACACCGAAUACGUCUACAUAUCAACCUCUUCCUGUCAUUCGUGUUUAAAGAAGUGAUGGAGAUCUUGUGGGACAUGUUAGUGACGUAUGAUAAAGUCACAAGUACGGCAGUGUUCGAAACAGCACUGUUACAAAAUGGCGCGGGCUGUAAGCUGCUGUCCUUCCUGAAGAUCUACUUUAAGUGCUGUACCUAUACGUGGAUGUUCUGUGAAGGUUUCUAUCUACAUCGUCUGAUGUCUAAUGCCUUCUCCCCACCACGAUCACUCAGGGUCAUGUACGUGUUUGGAUGGGCUGUGCCCUUGGUCUCCUCAACCUUGUAUGGGAUUUUACGGGGAAUCCUUAACAAUGAAAGUUGCUGGGCACAUGGCUAUGGGCAUCUAGAAUGGAUAUUUGAUGCGCCCAAUAUAUUAUUUCUGUUUUUAAACCUUGUCUUCUUAUCCAACAUUUUAAGGAUUCUCCUGACUCAGAUACAAACUCAUCCAAAUGAACCGGGUAACUUCAGGCGAGCGGUGAAGGCCACUUUUAUUUUGAUCCCUUUGUUUGGGAUACAUCUGUUUGUGACGAUUUACCGGAUCCCGAUCAGCAAGGAGGGAGGUCUGGAUUACGAGAGGGUCUCGGUUAUAAUCAAUCACACCCAGGGCUUCUUCGUCGCCAUGGUGUUCUGUUUUCUGAACGGCGAGGUUAUCUCAAACAUAAAGAGAAGUAUAAGACACUAUCGGAGCAGGUCGUUCUCUGCUUCUAAGCGACUGAACCAAACGACACAGCAGACACUAUCAAUCAGGUCUGAGUAUGACGCCAAUAGGACAGGCGAUCAGUGUUACAAAUCCUUAAUAGUGCCAACAGAGAACAAAGAUGAACUAGAACUUAAAGACACUUCUACCAAUGGUAAUAUUCAUGGAAACUCCUAGCACAGGACAAAAAGAAACUCCUGUCGAAACGGAGUAAUGUAACGUGUUUUUGUAAAUGGCUGAAUACGAGACAAUGGAUAUACUGAAUGCUGGCAUUAAAAACAAGUGUCUUGUAUGAUGAUAUACAUGUAUGUUUUAAGAAACCUAAAGAAAGAGACCCGGUGAGAUAUUUCCAGUACUUUACAAGUACAUAUUGGUGCAUGACUCUAAAGUUGAAAUAAUGGAUGUUCGAAGAGAAGCUCGUGUUCUGUAUAAAUAUAUGGAUGAGGCAGCAGGCUGGUCCUACAGCAACCUUCUCCUUGAAAUCAUUCAUACUGUACUGUCAAUGAACUGUGCUGAAGUUACUGUUCUAUGAAAUAGGGUAGAAAAUGUAAUACUAUAAGUUAUGAUAACGAUUUACAUACUCUAGUAAUUAU
Molecule: messenger RNA, 2514 nt
Organism: Saccostrea cuccullata (small rock oyster)
Lineage: Eukaryota; Metazoa; Mollusca; Bivalvia; Ostreida; Ostreidae
Product: calcitonin gene-related peptide type 1 receptor-like
Exons: 12
Coding region: 500-2098 (532 amino acids)
Biological process (GO): cell surface receptor signaling pathway; adenylate cyclase-modulating G protein-coupled receptor signaling pathway
Cellular component (GO): plasma membrane
Molecular function (GO): G protein-coupled peptide receptor activity
Source: RefSeq, a predicted model, not a curated record